Messenger RNA from Dendronephthya gigantea, 1961 nucleotides. RefSeq names its product maspardin-like. Bases 472 to 1422 code for a protein of 316 amino acids. The transcript is spliced from 8 exons. NCBI's taxonomy places the organism in Eukaryota, Metazoa, Cnidaria, Anthozoa, Malacalcyonacea, Nephtheidae. The record is from RefSeq and is a predicted model, not a curated record.
AUAGAGCGAAUGGCAUGAUGCAAAAGAAGAGCCUUUUGUUUGCUACCAUUUCGAUAAUACAAACGCCUAAUGUCAAAAUCUAGUAAAGCUAGCGCAGUUUUGUUUAAAAAAAAACUAUUUAAGCAGUGUAAAUACGAAAUUGUAUACUACAGGAAACAUAGUGAUGUUUAUCCGGUCGGGGAUUGUAACCGCUGGUCAUGUGUCGUGUUUUCUUCGAUGUCAAAGUCAGUCUUCGAAUGACAAAGAAUUGUGCAAAUUUACACGAAAUACUUAUAUUGGAAAACGAAAUAUGCUAUAGUAUUAUUUUCGCUGAGUAAAAUUGGUAGGAUAUUAAGGAUAUCGGUAUUUUAUGCGCUGUUUCGAUUGGGAAGACGAUACUGUGGAGACACGCUGAGGAUUUCAUAAAUUUCAAUACAAGAGAUACCAUAAAUGACUUGUUUAUAACCAAUAUAUCGUGUUUAAUGCUGAAAUAUGUCGCAAGAAAGCGAUAUUCGUAGGUCCCAGGAGUAUCAAAGUUUCAGAUCAACUGUGCCAAAGCGAAAGGUGAUUGUUGAUCCCUCUUCUGAAAAGAGCUGGACAAUUUACGACGCAGGACCAAGAAAUGUCCGUUGUCCUUUGAUAUGCUUGCCGCCAGUGAGCGGAACUGCUGAUGUUUUUUUUAAACAAAUAUUGUCCCUGACUAGUCUGGGUUAUAGAGUGAUUGCUGUGGAAUAUCCAGUCUAUUGGACCUAUGCUGAAUGGGUUGAAGGCAUGAAAAAAUUGCUAGAUUUUUUAAAAUUAGACAAGGUUCAUUUCUUUGGUGCUUCUCUUGGUGGAUUUCUUGCUCAGAAAUUUGCUGAAGUGACCAGCAAAAGUCCCAGGACAUGCUCCAUUGUUUUGUGCAACUCCUUUGGUGACACAACUGUGUUUGAGAACACCUCAGUUGCAUACAUGUAUUGGGCAAUGCCUGGUUUUUAUUUGAAAAAAAUGGUGAUGGAAAAUUUCACGACGAAAGAGGUCGACCCAGAUAUUGCAGAUUCAAUCGAUUUUAUGGUGGAAAAUCUGGAUGGCUUGGAGCGAAGUUCUCUAGCGUCGAGACUAACCUUGAACUGUUUAAGUUCAUACGUCGAACCUCAGAAAAUUGCAAAUAUACCCAUGACGAUCAUUGAUGUGUUUGAUGAAUGUGCGUUGUCAGACCAGGUGAAGGAAAGUCUCUACAAAUUAUAUCCUCAUGCGAAGAGAGCGCAUUUAAAAUCAGGAGGGAAUUUUCCGUACCUGUGUCGAAGUUCCGAAGUCAAUCUCUAUCUACAGAUUCAUUUGCGUCAAUUUGCCCGCACGCGGUACUCGGCCGUAGACCCCGAAGGAGCAGCUGACGAGGAGUUGAUGUUUGUGAUGAAUGAAAAACCGACUUCGGAGACUGAUUCCCUUGACGAGGAUAACUAAAAUAAACUGGCUGUGGAUUGAAUCCCUUGAUGAGAAUAACUAAAAUAAAUUAGCUGCAGGCAAAAACGUCGCGCGGCAAUUGAAUGUGUAGUGUGAUUUCAUAGACCGAUAAAAUAGGCUAAUACUAGAAGAAUCACUGUGUAUUUUGGUAGUAUUAGGUAGAGGUCUGAUAAAUAUACGGCAAUUUCCCAUGGUCUAAAAUUGUUUGUGCUUGCACAUAUUAAAACGUGGAUGACGUUAUCCAGUGUGGAUUGUGCGAUCAGUUGUUGCAAUAUAGUAUUGUGAUGUCAUACAAACACGCUUUAUUAAGUUAGGCAUUGAUACAAAUUAUAAACCUGGAUUGCGAGUUUCAAUAGUUCGAAAAUAGUGAUUACUUCAUGUCCAGAAUCCACGAAUAUAGUCCUUAAUUCGAAUAAUUUAGUAUAGGUAGUUGGGUGAGGUUUAGGAUUAAAAGUUAGGAUUAUAUUCGUGGAUUCUAGACUUGAAAUUAUUACCAUGAAAAUCAAGAUCACCAUCUUGAUUGGGCACUGAUCUAUAUA